Molecule: messenger RNA, 1919 nt
Organism: Brachypodium distachyon (stiff brome)
Lineage: Eukaryota; Viridiplantae; Streptophyta; Magnoliopsida; Poales; Poaceae
Product: dihydroorotate dehydrogenase (quinone), mitochondrial
Exons: 11
Coding region: 133-1545 (470 amino acids)
Biological process (GO): pyrimidine ribonucleotide biosynthetic process; 'de novo' pyrimidine nucleobase biosynthetic process
Cellular component (GO): mitochondrial inner membrane; cytoplasm
Molecular function (GO): dihydroorotate dehydrogenase activity
Source: RefSeq, a predicted model, not a curated record
AAGGCCCAACCCAACUGCGUCCAGAGGCCCCCGAGCACAGUUUCCUUGUUCCCUUCUGCUUGUGCUUGCUCCCUACGCCGACCUGAACGCCCAUCGCCGCCGCCGCCAGCCCGCCAGCCAUCCACGUCGGCCAUGGCUUCUUCCGCCGCGGCGAGCGCGUUGCGGCGCUCCAUCCGCGGUGCCCUGCUGCGCGGCUGCUCCCCGUGGCGCCCUGCAGCCUCCGCCGGCGCCCGGCCGGCCAGCACGGCGGCCUCCGGCGCGGCGGCGGAAGCGGCGGCCGCGUCGAAGAAGGUGCCCCCGCCUCCACGCAAGGGUAGGCUUUUGACUGGGGCCAUGAUAGGAUUGGCCAUUGCUGGAGGUGCUUAUGUGAGUACUGCCGAUGAAGCCAAGUUUUGUGGCUGGUUAUUCAAAUCAACAGAACUUGUGAAUCCACUUUUUGCACUGUUAGAUGCUGAGUUCGCUCAUCGUUUGGCUGUUUCUGCUGCUGCUCAUGGAUUUGUUCCAAGAGAAAAGAGACCUGAUCCAUCAGUUCUUGGGCUAGAGGUUUGGGGUAGGAAGUUUGCAAAUCCAAUUGGUCUUGCCGCUGGUUUUGAUAAAAAUGCCGAGGCAGUUGAGGGUCUGUUAGGUCUUGGAUUUGGCUUUGUGGAAGUUGGCUCUGUGACACCCCAGCCUCAAGAGGGAAACCCCAAGCCUCGAAUAUUCAGACUACAAGAGCACGGUGCUGUAAUCAACCGCUGCGGCUUCAACAGUGAAGGUAUUGUGGUCGUUGCUAAGCGUCUUGGGGCACAACAUGGUAAGCGGAAGAUGGAAGAAACUUCGAGCUCCAUGUCUCCCUCAACCAGUGAUGUAAAGCAAGGAGGGAAAGCAGGACCUGGAAUUCUGGGAGUGAAUCUUGGCAAGAAUAAGACUAGUGAAGAUGCUGCUGCUGAUUACGUGCAAGGAGUUCAUUCGUUGUCCCAGUAUGCUGAUUACCUGGUCAUAAAUAUUUCUUCCCCAAAUACUCCUGGUCUUCGCAAACUGCAAGGUAGACAGCAACUGAAAGAUCUCGUGAAGAAGGUGCAAGCUGCACGAGAUGAGAUGCAGUGGGCUGAAGAUGGUCCACCACCAUUGCUUGUGAAGAUUGCACCGGAUUUGUCUAAGCAGGAUCUGGAAGACAUUGCUGCAGUUGCUCUUACUCUUAGGUUGGAUGGCCUGAUUAUAUCGAACACAACCAUUUCAAGACCGCCUCCUGCAGACACACAUCCAUUAGCUCAGGAAGCCGGUGGAUUAAGUGGGAAGCCUUUAUUUGACUUAUCUAACCACGUUCUCAGGGAGAUGUAUAUGCUUACACGGGGCAAGGUUCCCCUUAUAGGCUGUGGUGGUGUAAGCAGCGGAGAGGACGCAUACAAGAAGAUACGUUCUGGAGCUACUCUUGUUCAACUUUACACUGCCCUUGCCUAUGGGGGUCCAGCUCUCAUCCCCAGAAUAAAGGCUGAGCUAGCAGAAUGUUUGGAAAGAGAUGGCUUCAAAUCUGUCCAGGCAGCAGUUGGAGCGGAUUGCAGAUGAGCUUUGGAGGAUUUCCAGGAAGACCCAAAUAACGACCAAGAUCACGUGAUCUCCUUGAGAUGCUAGCACAUUUUCCACAAGCAAAUAUACUUUCGCAAAUUCAUCCCGGAAGCUAUUUGAAACGAGAAACUCCAUAGAAACUAUUUUGAGGGUUUGCUACUCACUUUAACCUUUAGCAAGGAGUGGUCAUGACACGUGCGUAUACAUCACCUCUUGUUUGCUUCUAAGCAAAGCUGUACAAGAAAUUUUGGUUAACUUAUGUGUAUAUGUCCAGGUUUCCAUGUGGAAAAAGGUCUGUCUAAAAUUUUUAUGACAUCUGAAGCUGCAUUUCGCCUCUCUUGUUUAAUCCCAAGCUGAAUGAACCCUUGCUCUUC